UGGCCGUUACUUUAGCUCUCUCUACUCUCUUCAACGCCUUAUUUUCUCCUUAUAUAAACUCUAAAAUCUAGUUCCCUUGUAUUAAACCAUCAAUUAGAUUUCUUUUUUCUCAUUGCUUUCCCCCCCUUAAUUUCCAUUGACAGCUAUAAGCUAGAAUUCUUUGCUUAAUGCAGAAACAAUGAAGCAGUAAAGAUAGUUAAAAUUUUUCUGUUUCAGAUCUCUUCAGUUUUGGAUUUUCUGAUUUCAGGUGUGGAAUUUUGAAGUUUUGACUAGCAAGGAAGGGAAUACUGAGUGAUCAUGGCGUUAGGGAAAUAUAGUAGAGUAGAUAAUAAUAAUAAUAAUAAUAAUAGGAAGUCGUCUUCGAGUUAUUGUUCCACUGUCACUAUUGUGGUUUUCGUGGGAUUAUGUUUAGUUGGGAUUUGGAUGUUGACAUCGUCCUCGGUUGUCCCUGUUCAAACCGGGAACGGAUCGGCUGAGGAAAAGAAAAAUCAGGUUGAAGAUCAGGUUACACCGGUAUCCAGUGAUAACAAUGACAGCAGUAACACCUCAGACUUUGAAGAUAACCGCGGGGAUUUACCUGAUGAUGCCACCAAAGGGGACGCGAACGUGAGUUUAGCUGAAAAUGAUGGUAAAGGUAACUUGAAUACACAAGAAAAUCAGGAUAAUACUGAAGAGACUAAAAUGGCUGAGUCUAAGAAGGAUGAUGAGCAGUCAGCUUCAGAAGGUGGAGAGAAAAGUGGUGACAACUCGGGUGGACAAGGGGAUUCCCUAGAGAAUUCUGAUGACAAGAAAUCUGAUUCCGAUGAGAAUGACAAGAAAUCUGAAGAGAACAAUGAGAAAUCUGAUCUUGAUGAUGGUGACAAGAAGCAAGAUGAAAGCUCCUCUGAAACUAAUGGAGAUCAGGCGGAUAAUCAGAUAGAAGAGAUGGUUGAUCAAAAUGAUAAUAAGGAGUUGGAAAAAAGCCCUGAUGAACCAAAAGAUGAUGGUCAGCUGAAAAACCAGAGCUCAAAUGAAGUUUUCCCAUCUGGUGCUCAAUCUGAACUUUUGAAUGAAACCGUGACCCAAACUGGAUCGUUCUCUACUCAGGCGACAGAAUCAAAGGUUGAAAAGGAAACUCAGUUAUCAUCCAAGAAAUAUAGUUGGAAGCUGUGCAAUUCCACUGCGGGGCCUGAUUAUAUCCCAUGCCUUGACAAUUUGGAAGCAAUCAGGCAUCUUCCUUCUACUAAACAUUAUGAACAUCGAGAGAGGCACUGUCCAGAAGAACCACCAACCUGCCUUGUUCCUCUUCCUGAAGGAUAUAAGCGUCCAAUUGAGUGGCCAAAAAGCAGGGAAAAGAUUUGGUACUACAAUGUUCCCCAUACCAAAUUGGCACAAAUUAAGGGGCAUCAGAAUUGGGUGAAAGUUACUGGAGAAUACCUCACAUUUCCUGGUGGUGGAACCCAGUUUAAGCACGGUGCGCUUCAUUAUAUCGACUUCAUAGAAGAGUCUGUGCCUGAUGUAGCUUGGGGAAAACGGUCUCGCGUAGUAUUGGAUGUUGGAUGUGGGGUUGCCAGCUUUGGAGGUUUUCUUUUUGACAGAAGUGUUGUUGCCAUGUCCUUUGCACCAAAAGAUGAACAUGAAGCUCAAGUACAAUUUGCACUUGAAAGGGGAAUUCCUGCUGUGUCUGCUGUGAUGGGUACUAAGAGACUUCCCUACCCUGGCAGAGUAUUUGAUAUUGUUCAUUGUGCACGAUGUAGAGUUCCAUGGCACAUAGAAGGUGGUAAACUCCUCUUGGAGCUGAACCGUGUCCUGCGACCUGGUGGUUUCUUUCUGUGGUCUGCUACUCCAAUUUAUCAGGACAAGACUGAAGAUGUUGAAAUCUGGGAAGCUAUGGUUGAACUAACAAAAUCAAUGUGCUGGGAGCUUGUAAACAAAACUAGUAAGGAUGCAGUAAAUGGGGUGGCUGUAGCAGCAUUUAGGAAGCCUACUUCUAACGACUGCUACGAGCAACGGUCAAAACAAGAGCCUCCAGUCUGUCCUGAGUCUGAUGAUCCAAAUGCGGCAUGGAAUGUGCCCCUGCAAACUUGCAUGCACAAAGUGCCAGUAGAUGCUUCAGAACGUGGGUCUCAGUGGCCUGAUCGAUGGCCAGAAAGGUUGGAAAAAGCACCUUAUUGGUUGAGUUCCCAAGUUGGAGUUUAUGGCAAAGCAGCACCAGAGGAUUUUGCUGCAGACAAUGAGCACUGGAAACGGGUGGUAACUAAGUCAUACCUAAAUGGGAUGGGAAUAAGCUGGUCAUCUGUCAGAAAUGUCAUGGACAUGAAUGCUGUUUAUGGAGGAUUUGCUGCUGCACUAAAAGAUUUGAGUUUAUGGGUCAUGAAUGUGGUCCCAAUUGACUCUCCAGAUACACUUCCCAUAAUAUAUGAAAGAGGUCUAUUUGGCAUGUAUCAUGAUUGGUGUGAAUCCUUUAGCACCUAUCCAAGGUCUUACGAUCUUCUCCAUGCCGACCAUCUAUUCUCAAAGCUUAACAAGAGGUGUAAUUUGGUGGCCAUUGUUGCGGAGGUUGACAGAAUACUAAGACCAGAAGGGAAACUUAUUGUUCGAGACAACGUUGAGACCAUUAACGAGCUAGAGAAUAUGUUAAAGUCUAUGCAGUGGGAAGUGCGUAUGACAUACUCGAAGGACAAGGAAGGCCUGCUCUGCGUCCAGAAAUCCAUGUGGCGACCUAAGGAGGUAGAGACGAUCAAAUAUGCCAUUGCUUAGGCAAAUGCUAUCUGUUAAUUGAUGAUGUUUGUCGGCACGAUUAGGUAUUCUUUUUGUUAAGGUUUUGUUAAUUGAAAUUCAUGGUGCUUGUAUCAUGUUAAAUAGGGCUUUUCUUUAGUAUUGCAUACGUUGCUUCUUUUGUUUUUUAUUCCUUUAUCUUAUAAGUUUGGUGUCCAAAUCUUCAUGUAAUGUACUGUAGACUUUUAAUUUAAUUCCUUAUGGACUCAUUUAAAACAAA
Molecule: messenger RNA, 2977 nt
Organism: Gossypium raimondii (Peruvian cotton)
Lineage: Eukaryota; Viridiplantae; Streptophyta; Magnoliopsida; Malvales; Malvaceae
Product: probable methyltransferase PMT26
Exons: 9
Coding region: 298-2739 (813 amino acids)
Cellular component (GO): trans-Golgi network; cytoplasm; endosome
Molecular function (GO): methyltransferase activity
Source: RefSeq, a predicted model, not a curated record